ACUGCGUUGUUUUCGGGAAAGGGGACGGUACUUGUCAGGAAGGGUUUGCAAGAACAGAAGUGGACUACGACUCAGUGUGAGCUACAAAAUCCGAAUUCCUCAGGACUUACAUUUUAGUCGUUGUGGAUUUUGGUUAUUGCGAGUUUUCUGAGAAACAGCCUUUUUCGUGACGGUUGAAUCUCGUACGACGGAGGAGCUUCUACUCGGUUGAAUCGUCUAAUGUACGAAGCGAAACGGAAGUAACUUGCCAGCUGUCUGGCUGCGCUCGCUAGGUGAGUAGAAUAACUAUGUUAUACAUUUUAUCCUUGAAAUAACCUUCUGUUUCUGGUCUGUUUUACACCUCGACUUGUCUGUCUCACCUUCGUGUCGUUGUCAAGUGUGAAACUACUCCGUUACGGUUUACUCUGACUAUUUAAGUUAACAGGCUAACAAGCUAAUGCCAACAGCCAGUGUGAGGUUAGUCGAGCUGGCAUGUCAGCAUUGAAAGAGUCUUUAAGUGUCAUUGUCAGACUAAAACACACUCAGCUGAUGGGUUAUGUGAUUCGGGAUGUAUCUAAAUAACACUUCUGAAAGGAUUAAAACAAUUAAAAAAGAGUUUGCCAUAUUGGGGAGGUCUGAUGAAAUCACUGUCAUAAACUAGGGCCUACUUUUGUCAAAAAGUUUGACAUCGUCUAAAGUCAAAUUCAGUCCAUCCUCAAAGUAGUCUGUGUGUUGAAGAUGGACUGUGUUACAGUGAAUUUAGCUUGAUUUUCUUUUGUCAAAUCAAACCACACUGUUUUCUGAGAGAGAAUGUGGAGGUAAUAAAACCUUUUCAAGGCACAGCCAGGCCUUCCUUAUUGGUACCAAUAUGGAUGGAAACAAUACUGAAAGUAAGGAUUUACCAGUAUAUCAGCUUAGUAUGAUAUCGGUAUAAUAUCGGCCUGUCGACCCAAACGCAUGGUUGUUACCCUGUAAUAUCUGCUGUGUAGCAUCGAUACAAUAAUGCGAGGACAAGAAAACGCAUGCUUCAGCCUACAGAAAGAUUUAUUUUCACAUUGGAAUUAGAAAAUAAAAAUAUUUGGCGAAAUGAAAGCACAACUAAAUGAAGGCCUGUUAAACUAUUUAAUUAUCCAUUAGUUCAUUUCAUUUGAUCUGUUUUGUUCUGAUUCGGUCAUUAAGUAUAACAACAAAAUAGAAUUUGUGAUUUUUAUUUAGCUUUAUUAAAAUGACCAAUAGCAUGAAUCUGUUGUUAAAUAGCAACUUAAAGGGCUCUAAAAUUUUUCUUUUUAAGAAAAACUUUUUUUUGAAAAACAGAAGGUAAAAUUAAGACCUGUUAGGUAAGUUUGUGCCUCUUUCUUUCUUUCUUUCUUUCUUUCUUUCUUUCUUUAUCUCAAACUUUAACAACAACAAAAAAACAAACUAGAAACAAAAUCACAGAACAAAAUAAUACAUAUGUACACCAAACAACUUUACAUGUCAAAGAUAAAUUUACACAACAUAUGUAUGUCAAAAAUAAACAGUUUGAGAAGGAACAGAUUGAAGCAAAAAGCUUAUAUAGUCCUGCCCCUUCCUUGCAAACUAGAGAUUAAAAAAAGAAAAAAUCUACUUGUAUAAAUUUCAAAGAUCUAUAUAAAUACAUACAUACAUACAUACAUACAUACAUACAUACAUACAUACAUAAAAGUGUAAUACUGACUAAUACUGAAACUGAUUUGGGGUCCCUAGCUGCCCAAACGAAAAUAAGACAAGUAACAAUGACUGAGUAAAACAAGAAAAUUAUUGACACAGAUUGAAUUGUCAUUACCAACAUGGAAAACAGGAUCACUCUUGUUUUUUCUCAGUUGGUGCAUUUAUAAGUAAAACCUGUCUGAGACCCUACAAUUUUGUAAUCAUCUGAUUGAUCAGUUAUUUUAUCGAUAGAAAAAUAAUGUGUAAAAUAAUAAAGUGUGAUUUAAGUAUUUUAUACAGAAAAAUAAAACAAAAAAGUAUUGAAUUAUUUAAAAAAGUGAAGAUUUGCACUUGGUGAUAUUGUCGUGUUUAAGUUGUUCUUUUGUGUGACUAUAUAUGGCAUUUUAAAGGAUGUCAGCUUGGACCGUGAGAACAUUUUAUUUCUCAAUAUGUUUCACAAGCCACUUCACCGAUUGAUCACGUAGGAUAUUUGUAUUGAAACUUAUAGUAGUAAGCCAAAACUUUGCCUGAAUUGAACUUUUUGCUCUUAUCACCCAAAUCGUGACAUUGGAAGGUAAGUGGCUUCACGCAUGAGGUUAACAGAAGUAGGUGCUUCCUCCCUCGAGGCUGAAAAACACAAACACUUUAUACAUGUACACGCAGAGUUUCUGUCCUUCCCGCCGCGUAACCAAAAUUCACCUCAAACAGAACAAAAUGUUUUUUUAGCAGCUCAACCAAAGUGUAUUCUCUACCCAAACCUAAACUUUUAGGAUCUUUAACUUUUGAUCCGUUUAUCUGUAUCAAAUGAACAAGAGGCAGGCUUAGCACUCGAUCUCAGCUGUGGUCUGCUCACAUCCUCACAGUCUGUUGACACCUUCAAAAGAAAUGCAAAUAUACCUGUUUGGACAGGUAUUCAGGCAAGGGGUCUACAGAAUGAAUUCACACUCCUAAUGUUUAUUGAUUUAUAUUUUAUUGUUUUCAUGUGCAACACUUUACAAGUAACUUUUUACUGUAAAACCAUAAGGCAGAGCUAUGUCAUUUAACAUUUGCAUUUAUUACAGAUACAUCAAAUUUGAUGUGAGAGUUUGAAAUUCUAAAUAUUUCACAAAAAUAGAAUUAAAAUAUCAAGGCUAUGUAAAAAGGAAAGUUCUUUGGCUUUUUCAGUGAGUGUUAUUGUGGAUAAUGGAUCGAAUUUGAAAAUCUUUUUGUCCUUACUUUUCUCUGGAUUUUAGUAAAAGAUACAGAAUAGGUGUUCAUAUUUGCAGUGAUGUUUAUCGAGGAAAAGUAGCAGGUUAGGACUUUCUUGACCUUUUAUUGUAUUAUCUAUGUGGCUUUUGAGUCGUGAUUGCUGUAACUGCAUACAGUCUGCCCACUUGUUUUUCAAUGUAGGCAUGCUGGUUACCUUAUAGAAAUGAGACAAAAUGAAGCAGAUUUUUAGAAAAAUCCACUUUUUUUCAAUAUCAUGUCAAUAAUCAGAGUAUUUUCCUUUCUAACUUCUGAUACCUACAAUAUUGUAAGAUUAAGUUAGCUGCCAGAGCACUGCCCUUGAGCAAGGCACCAAACCCCCAACUUCUCAGGAAAGCCCCUCUAUGAGUGCGUGUCCAUUAGAUCCUGUUUGUGCAAUUGUGUGUCUGUGUUUCAUGAUUCAGCACCAAGGGAAAAACAUUGAAUCCCCCCUCAGAGAUUUAUAAAAUGUAUUUUCUUCUCUUUCCUCAAAACAUAACCAUAUUUGGUAAGCAGCACGUUCAUAAAGAAUGUUAAAACUUAGCAUUGUUAUAUGUGCAUGGGUGCUGAAUCUUCAAAAACAGCUGCGGACAUAUCCUGGGAGGAAAGUGCUCUAAAUAAUUGAAUACUGCAGAGAUAUUUCAGGGGUGCAUAUUUUAGACAAAGAGUCUGAAAACCGAUGAAGUUCAAAUUGAAUAGGAGCGGACACAUUAAAAUAAUUAUAACUAAUGAGAAUUAAAAUAAUCAUGCUCUGUUAUUGAAUGCCAGUUCUGCACAAAAAAAGACACAUCAGGGAAAAGUACCAGAUGGUGCUGAGUGCUUAGACGAUGUCCAAAAACCCCCUGGUGUCUGAAAGUAAACAAACAUAAAAGCCUUACCUGAGUCCUUGAGUGCAACCAUUUACUGGUUUAGUAUAAUACAGACUGCAGACUGCAAAUAUUAUUAAUCUGAAAACAUGAUAUUAUUUUAGCAUAGGGACAUAUGGGUAUAAGGGCUUGGAAAUAUAUGAUGGAAUUUGGGAGCAAAAGCAGCAAUUUUAGGGUAAAUAUCAUGUUUUUAUUUGAAUAUUUGUGUCCAAAGCUCUCUAAAUGGAAAAAAGUCUAUUGGUCCCAGCUGGAACUAACUACGAUAUAACCAUCAGUGAAUGAUACUUUGAACAAUAAUCAAUUUCCUCCAUGCAUCACCAGUUCAGAAGAUCAUAAUUUUUCCAUGGUUUCUCUUGAACCAUACACAUCGAGAGUUUAUCAUGGGAUUACUUAGCUACAAAAAACAGAGGUUAAGCAGGUGCUGUUGUGCGCUUAUUUUCUGCUGUACAUGUUUAUAUUCUUGCAAAGUAAAACCGUUUGCUCAGUUUUUGCUUUAUCACCCACAGAUGACCACUUUAUUGCUUUGUCCCCUUGUGUUAUAACCAUAUGAUAGCCUUUGUUUGUUAUGGUGCUUUCCAUAACCAAAUGACCACUGUCUGCAGUGCUUAGCUACAAGGGAAUAAAGUCAACUGUUCCUUUUUCCUUGCAAUGGUUUAUAAAAGUAAAUGAAAGUGGUUUUGAAUCUAUAGGAAAAAAGGAGAUCUGGUUAUCUAAUUUCACUUCUUUUUUUCUGGGAGCUCUUACUCCUCAUGGUGCCUGUGGUCAGUUUUUCAGCAGGCUAUCUACCUCAGCCAGAGAUAAGAGAGACUCUAAACUGAUGCCAGAAAUGCAAAAGAGCUCGUUUGUUUGUCGGUUCAAUACUUUUGUAGUUUUAUACCUCUGUGCUGGAGAUAGUUGAUCUCAAUAGCUAUUGCAAAUUUAACUGGCUAGCAGCGACAUGCAAACAUGAGAUGGUUAUUUCAGCGCUUUUUGUUUUGAACCAACAAACCAUGGUACGUAAGUUCCUCUCCAUCAUGUUGCAUAAUCAAGCACAGACUGUAGAUUGUGUUUGAGUCUAUCAGAGGUGUAAAAACCUUCCACAUCUCUGGCAUUUCUCUAUUUAAUUACAGGGAUUUUUUGUUCUUUUUUUUUACAUAUGUGAGACCUAAACACCGCCUGAUUAAUACAGUACGGCUGUGGUUCAGUGGUUGUCAGUGGUCUCCCAAUCAAAAGGUCUAGGAUGCAAUCAAAGUUCCCACCUCCACAUGUUGACACUUGACUCCACCAACCCCCCGCUGGUUGUGCCCAGUAGUGUGUGAAUGGGUAUAGUCAACACUGAUAGGCUCUAUGCAUCCUCUGCCAUCAGUGUGUGAAUGUAGUGUGAAUGGGUGAAUGUGACAGGUAAUGAUAAAGCACUUUGAGUGGAAAGAAGACCAGAGAAAGCGCUACAUGAAUACAGUCCAUUUGCUGUUUACCAUCAUAUUCAGAGCGGUCUUUGCACCACUACGUCAGUAUUCAACAUUUUUUCUAAGACCUGACUUCUCUCUGUGAAACUGUCUGGAAAAAUCAUCACUUGUUACUUUGCAAGAUGCUCCAAGGUUGAGUUUUUGUUUCGCUUCUGAACAACAAAUUCGCGCAGGUGCAGACAAGACAGGCUGACGGAACUGAGGGGGAGAGGAUAAUAAAACCGCCAACGUCUUUCUCUUCUGAAUAGAUGAAGGUGAAACCGCUGCAUCCAGUAAAACCUGUCAAAUCAGUGGCAAAAGUCAGGGGUUUGUUGUUAUAAAAACACAUUAUUCAUUUUCACCUCACGUUAUCGAAAAGUCCUCUCCGUAGGAAACAUUUAGGAGCUGAAGCUGAAUUUAGGUGGAGAGAGGAAGAGCAAAGGAAAAAGGAAAUGAACAGACUCAUUGAUUAACUCACUGGCUGAAAUAGACAGAUGCAUGACUCAUUAGAAAUCUCUUCUUAAGAAAUUCAGCAGUAAAGAAUGGGAAGUGAUGGUGAGAGUUCUUAAGAUUGAACCGCGGGCCCGACAGUAGAUUAACAUGUUAAAGGGACUGAAACUGGACGGGGUAAAGUACUUCUCAGGAUUUUCCUUGUUUUGUACCUUGUUUUCCAGCUAAUAAUUACAGGCCUUAACCUAACCCUAUUUAUAAGCUUCUUUGACAUAAUUGAAUAAUAACCUUGAGCUUGAUACAGAUAUUAUUAGUUGUGAGCUUUUUAUUAAAACUUUUUUUGUCAAAGAGCAGAAAGCCUUAGAAGUUGUGUGUGACAUAUACGUAUAAAUGAUUUGAUCUGAACAAGUUCCUGUUGUUUUGAUGCUGAUUUAUUGUAUUAUGCAUGUUUGGAAAAGGCUUAUCAGUUUGUUGGUUUGAUGUUUAAUUUGCAGUUUUAUACCUCUAUGCUGGCAACAAUGAAACUCCACAACUAUCAUAUCCUCAAACAGACUCCAUUGUUUCAGCUACUAGGGCUGGGCGAUACGGCCUCAAAUCAAUAUCACGAUUUAUUGAGCAGUUCACCUCGAUGAUGAUAAAUGGAUGAUAUCUACUCCACAAGCUGCUUAAUCCUACCCACAUUAACUUGGUCUACUUCAGCCACCGCUCCAGUCGCAACAACUUUUGAACCGUCCUCCAUCUCCUCACCUGUCUUCCCUCUUUGUUAUCGACUGGAUGAGGUGGAGUCACUUCUCUAACGUAGGACAGCAUCUUAAAGGGACAUGAGACCACGGGCUCAGGGCUUAAAAUGUAUUUAGGGGCACAUGUAUGCAUGAAAAAAAUCAGCCGUGGCAACAAAUGUAUUUUCAUGGAAAUACUACGGUGAAGUCAGUUUUAGGUUGGAUAUUCGACGGACAUUCACUGUAGAUCUACCGGUGUCUUCUCACUCUCCAUAACAACAGAAGUGUGGGUGUUGAAUAAGGGACCAUCAAUAAAUUACCGGUUGAUGUUCUCAAAAAAGGCUGUUUUCUUUCAAUAGCUUCCAUGUCACGGGGCCAAUUGACAUAAAACUGAUGUCAAAUAAUAAUACUAAGGUCGGACAAUGAAACACACUUUAUUUUCCUAAGUUGUCCUCUAAAAAUUUUUUGUGUUGAAUUUCAAGGCAAACUUUGAACCUUUCCUUCAAUAGCUUCUAUGUCAUGUGACCAAAAGACCAAAAAUUGAUUUCAAGUUGUAGUACUUAUGUUGAUUUUGAUCUAUCAUAGACUUAAUUAACACUCAUUUAUAGAGAGAACAACAGUUACACAAUAACUCUGCACAUCAGGUGUGUUUGACCCGUGUCUGUGGCAGGAAGGAGUCAUCAUUGUUGAGCAGUAUUCUGGUAAAUAAAAGACAACAGGGUUGGGAAACAAAACGCAGUUGUCAUCUUGUGGUAUGAACUGAGGAUGUUGCAGCUCAGUGUCUGCACUUGAGACCUAAAUAUUUGAGCCUUUACAUUUCUCUGCUCUGAUCAUGUGUCAGCUGUAAUGCACAUAUGUGUAAGCUCGAGUAUCCUUUAGGCUUUUAAUUCAUAAAAUGCUCCACAUGAGCCUGCCUCUCGCUGUGAGUGCUGUCAACACACCAGGGAGCGUAAAGCAGCGCUGUCAUCACACGUAUUCAGUAGCUGUAUGUGCUGUUGAAGGACUUGCAGCUGCUACUGCUGACUUUCUGCUUUUGCUGUAGUGAUGUCUAAACAGACUGCAGUCCCUACACAGCGCAGCGGCAAUCUGUCUUGGGUGUUGAUGUCAUCAGCUAUGUCGAGAGGUUUGACGUCAUUUCGUUGGAGCUUCUAGAGAGUCAAUCCUGUGUCUGUGGGCUUGUGUGUGUCAGGGCUCUGCCUGUACACACGAAUAAUAUGAGUCAUCAGGUGAAUUCACUGAAUCCACGGCUACUGCAAAUGUUUGCUGAGCUUAUUAUGUAAUCAAUAGGUUUGCAUCUCUCACACACACACACACACACACACACACACACACUUGGCUGAUGCUAACUACAGGGUGGUCAGCCAUUUCCUCAGAAAUAGACAAUUAUAUUCUAAUGUAAGGGUGGAAGAAGUAUGAGUUCUGGUUUACUCUGUAAUAAAAGCUCUUGCUUGAAUUUCAGAACUCUCAUGCAGUGUUUUGUUGACUUUCUGUUAUUAAUACUGUCAGAAAAGUUAUGUAAACAUUUCCACAACUUUUAUUGACUAUCAAAUAUAAACUUGCACGACCGUUCUUGUCUUGUGUAAUAUCUCUGUGAAUGAAACGGAGGCGGAAUGGGUCAAAGUAAACAUGGAUUAGGGAGGGUGUGUCUCCCGUUAAGCUUGCAUUAAAAAAAUAGACCAUGGAGUAAUACUUAAACGUGACGGUCCCAUCUCUGUUUCUCUCUUCUUGUCCAGUGUCUGAAUGCCCUCCCUGUGGGUUAUGGAGUUAGGCAGGCAACUCUGUGGGAAGAUGAGGAGGUCUAGUAGGAGAGCCCAGUUCUCCUCUGCCCCCACUUCCACUUGGGGCCUGGAAAUCCACUUUUACAUGCCGGAUGUGAAACAGCUGGAGUUCUCCAAAGGCUGCUACACUGCGGAGAAACUCUGUGUGGAGGCUGCCAAGAAGUGCUGUGAGUAAUGGACCUGCUUUGCUUCACUAUGUUGUUGUCCUUGUUUAUAUUUAGAAAUAAAGGUUAUAUUGUAAUUCUCAUUACGAUUAUGUGGCACACAGCUUCGCCAAAACAAUUUUAAGGGGCUCUUCCCAAAUUUCACUCUAAAAGGAUGGUGCACAAAGCUUAACACUUCAGGAGGAUCUCUACUUUUCUGUUAAUGAUCACAAACCCUAGUGAAUAUUUUUUCCUGCCCUCCAAACAACAUGGAUGUCAUGCUCGUCAAGAGCCUGAGGAUCUCAUCUUAGAUAUAGUCACAUCACUUUUUACAGCAGAUCAUUUUUCUCCAAAGUCCAAAACCAGUUUUACAGUUACCGUGAAACUAGACAAGGUGCCCAUCUAGGGAUUCUGGAAUUUUAUUAGUCAAGUUAGCUGACUCUGGAUUUCUUGGUAUUCGACAUCUUGCUGUCGACACUUCAGAUCAGCCACUGCCAACAGAUCGAAUGUUGAUAUAUUUCCUCUUUCGCUUUUUUCCCCCUCAGCAAUCUCCCCCUUGUGCCAUAACCUGUUUGCCCUCUACAAUGAGACAGAUGACAUGUGGUAUCCCCCCAACUUUGAGUUCAAGAUCACAGAAGAAACCAGCCUCAAGCUGCAUUACCGCAUGAGGUAAGAUUGACACUGUCUGCUUCUAUUUGUCUGGAAUGAUUUUAAGGAAUAAGGACAGGUUUGUUUUUCUUCACGUUUGUGGAGAUAUUGGCUAAAUAACACUGGCAGAUGACGCUUCAGAGUAGAAGCAACUUUAAGAGUAUUCCAGCAAUAAAUUCUGAAAAGACAAAGUAGACCUACAACCCGUGUAUCCCAGGAAUGAGCCGCAUCACUCCAAUGCUGAGCUUUACACUAUCGAUCCUAUCCUUCACUAUCGUUGGAUCGGCUAAUUUGGUGCAAGCCUUUAAUUACAUCUCAAAAGCCUUGAAACUUUCAAGUAAUAAAUAGAGUUGUAACCGUGUCAACCUGUCAGAAAAGCUAAUCAUACGCCAAGAUGCAGGUGUCAUUGCUUCAGCUGACCAAUCAUAUACUAGAUAGGGUGAGACUGGUCACCAGGGUUAUGAAGACAGAUUUUUGAGCAGUUUGCUUUUUUGCAUCGCUCACUACAUAGUUCGAAUCUGUUUGUGGAACAACAUCAGCACACAAAUGGAUUCUUGAGUUCAAUAAAAUUGAUUUUUUUAUUUUUGCAGAGAAACCUCAUGAAAGUUAGUGCCAAGCUUCGGCUGUAGUUGUGUAAAGUGUGUGACUAUGGGGCUCAAAUUUCCCCCAAGAAUUUGACUUUUUAUGGCUUGUAACGAGAAGAAUCUGGGUUUCAUUGCCUGCAGAGGGGACGCUGCUGGGGCUUGGGAACUUUAUAUAACAAGAUGGAUAAUAAUUUAUCCGAUAUUAUUGAGAAAUGUGUUGUCAGUAAUAACAAGCCCCUGGCAAAACACAGGUCACCUGUUGUGAUUGUGGAAUCGUGUAAAUUCAACAGGUAGUGCAUUUCUUGACCUAUUGUUAUCAUUCACUGGCCUCAUGCUUUUAGAGUUUUCUACAUGUAGAGCAUGCAUUUUAAAAUGUUAAUAAAAGCCUUCACACACGUUUCUUUGACUGUAAAAUGCCAAAAAUGUGAUUUAUUAUGCAGCCUCUAUUUAAACUCUGAGAUUAUGAGUGUUUGGAAAGUUUUAGGCAUGAAACCUGCAGAUCAAUUCAGCGCACUUCAUUGUACAUCUUCAUUAUAUCCAUGGCAUUGUAUAAAAACGAUAUGGUGCAUGUCUGUAAUAAAGCAGCAGUACUGUUCCUGCAAGAUCUUGGCAUUUGGCAUAUGGUUCUCGGUGGCUUGGCAAGCUGGGACACAUUCAAGUUCCCAUGGGUUUGUUAGAUCUUGAUUCCCAAGCCAAAAAAAACCCAGAAAGAAAACAAACAAACAAAAAAAAACAGCUAAACUUAUCUCAAGCUUUGUUUGCAUUUCAGAAAGAGAUGGAGGUUUGUAGAACAUUAAACAGAGAGAGACGUAUUAAAGCUUUGGUAAGGAGCUAAUAAAGACUCAGACUAAGCAGUGAGUCACUGUCAAAGUACAACCUUUCAAAGUGAAGAGCAGAGUCCAGUUAAAAGACUCAAGUUUGAUUUGUUUUCGGGUUUUACAUCCAAAAGAAGAAAAGGUUUGAUUGAGGUCGUGACAAGUCUGGAAAGACAAGUUUUCAUGACAAGUAGAGGCCAUGCGAUAUUAAAAACUUCCCUUUUUUAGGGAGUCCAUUCUACAAAUCAGGUAACAUUUCAUGCAAGAAGGAAAAAACACAUAACUGUGGUGUCAAUUGCACUUCCUCUUUCUGUUUGCCUCACUUCAAGAGAAGAAAAGCGAGUACCUGUAGAGCCUGACUGUGCCGUAUGUCGUGUGCUUUUGUCUUUCUGUGUUCUAGUACAUGUUUUUGUUUUUUUUUUUUUUGCCUGCAGCAUGCUGAGUACUGUAGCACAGUCUGAAAAACAAGCAGGGUGCUGUGGUCAAGUCUAAAACAUCAACAAAUGUUAAAUGUGCAGACAAGCUGCGUGCAUUGAUUGCAUAAGGUCAUACAACAGACAAAACAAACAUAAGCAUUGAGGACAUCUUAGUGGGUCUGCUUUGCUAACCUUCAUUUAGAGCACAGCACUGUUUGUAGCUUAAGGCUUUUGUCAGCAUGCUUAUUAUAGCACUGAAAUAAAUAGAGUGGAACGCCUCAUACUCUGUAGAUCAGGCCCAGUGGAAGAGAAAGAUUGUUGCAGUAAACAUCCAUGUGCUUAAAUUUUAACAGAAUCCCAGCUUUAGAAAGACCUAUAUCAGUGUGUUAAAGACAUUUUAUGGCACUUGCAUCAAUCAUAGAUAAAGAGAUAUUUUGUCUGGCACAGUAUUAGUUACCCAUCUCAUUUUCACUUCUAUCAACAUAGGUUUCCUUUGGAGAAGUGAUCCUCUGAUUGUCAUCAUCUCAUGCCCAUUUGCUGAGUAGUCAUGGUCUUUAUCUGCUGCUAUUUCCCCUCUCUGUCUUUUAUUUGUUUACUUGAUGUAGGGCUCUUAAAUGUCCCUCUGAUUUCGAACUGCCAGCGUCAGUCCCUCAUAUUGAGGUUAAAGACAGCCAUCUGUGACGCUGAACCAAAAAGACGAUGUAUUUCCUCAGAAAUACACAGGCUAGCUGAAAAAGUGCUUUGUUUCACAGAAAACAGGAAAAUGGGUCAAAAGCUAGAAGAAAGGUGGGUGAAAAAAAUUUGAUGCCCAGCGCUGAAAUGUCAGUGUGAUCUUUGCGUGAAACAUGAGACUAUGAGGAAACAUUGGUAUGUGUGAGGGCUGCGGGAUAUUGUAAAGAAAAAAAAAACUGACAUUGCUGUGUUUUCUGUCUGUGAUGUUUAUUUGCAUGUGAAAAAGAUACAGGGCAGUAUACCAUGCAAAUGAGGUGUGCUUUUUUUAUUCAAAAGUCAAAACUUAUACAAUGUCACUUUAAUCAUUAAUGGCUGCUUAUUUUCCUCUGACAGGAAAAACUCAUUUUUUAAACUUAAUUAGUUCAGCCCUCUACAAGCAAAUCCAUGUGGCCUGCAUGAAAAAAAAACUCUGAAUCUCUCUGAACCGGCAGUGAAGUGUGAUAGCUUUUCAGAUUAAAACUGAUGUGAUGAAAACAGGAUGCUACAAAAUAGGGCAGGGCGAUACGGCCUCAAAUCAAUAUCAUGAUAUAUUAAGCAGUUCACCUUGAUAAUGAUAAAUGGAUGAUAACUACUCCACAAGCUGCUACUACUCCACAAACCACAGUAUCUUCAACAGCGGUACAAACUACAGGCAGCCACAGGUGGAGAGAGGAGAGCAGGGAGAGGAGCAUGAUGUGUGUAUCCCUGUGUCUGAAUGAGCAGGACUAGAAAGGAGCUUUAGCGAUCAUGAGCGUGCACGAGGGCUAACAGGCUGAGGACUGCUGUGCCAAAGAUUAAGAGAUAAUGUUCAGAAUCAUAAUAACACAAGCUCAAGUCUUGAGGUAAUAAGAGAUGUUCUAUGAAAGCUUGAAAUAGGGCUGGGCGAUAUAGCCUUAAAUCAAUAUCAUGAUAUAUUGAGCAGUUCACCUUGAUAUCGAUAAAUGGACGAUAACUACUCCACAAGCUGCUCACCCCCACCGCCACUACAACUUUUGAACCGUCCUCCAUCUCCUCACCUGUCUUUCCCUCUUUGUUACGGACCAGAUGGGGUGGAGUCACGUCUCUGAUGUUAAGGGACAUGAGAGACCAUAGCCUACCUACACACAUCCAAAACCAACUCUUAAUUAUUAGAUUUUUUGACACCUAAUAUAUGGGCAAAUUUAUGUCAGUUAUUGUCGCAAAUUUCGGUAUCUGCAAAUUUUCGGUUUAUCGCCCAGCCCUACUACAAAAUACGUUUUAAAUAUCAACUGGUUAAUGUCAUAUUAUCAGCCAAUACACUGAUGAUAAAACAGAUCGACGCAUUCCUACAAGGCAAGAGAUCCAAACGGGACCAUUCAAGUAUAAGAUAAAAUAACCUUUUUUAUCCUCUAGUUGUGAAUUAUUAUUCGUGGCUAGGAGCUUUUCUUGCAUGAGCACCCAGCAUUCAUUCAGGUGUCCUCUUUCUGUGUGUUUGCAGGUUUUAUUUCAGGAACUGGCAUGGCACCACUGAAGGAGAGUCUCCAGUCUGGAGACACUGCAUCAGCAAACUCAGAGGAGGACUGAGCCCUCAGAAGACACCAGAAGGAACACCUUUACUGGAUGCAGCCUCUCUGGACUAUCUGUUUGCCCAGGUAACAAAAAAUAUAUAUUUAUAUUUAAUACAAUGAUUAUUUAUUACCACAGAGGCAUUUUAGGCAGGUCUUUUUUGUUGCCAUGGGAAUAAUAAUCUGAAACGAGCCUAAAGCUUUUUUUUAAUGUAUUUAUUUUUUGUCUGAUUGUUGAUAAUACUUUUGAAAGUACAUUCUGAUUCAACAACCAAACAUCAACACCUUUUAGUUUCAAAACGUAACAAAAGCAGGAAGUGCUGCUUUAAGUUAAACAAUAGCAGAAGCGUGGGUGUAACCUCGAGCCGUUUUAUCCAUUGAUGUUUUUUAAACUCGAGUAGAGCUGAUCUGCCUUCAUCUCUGUGGUUAUCCAUCCAGCAUUUCUAUACCAAUUAGAAAAAACAAUUAUGCAGUCAAUCUAAUUUGUUUGGUUUUAAGUUUAUGUGCGUUUGCCGAGAAUCUGUCAUAAAAUGUGUUUGUUACGCAGGGCCAGCAUGACUUCCAGAAAGGUGUUGUCCCACUGAGGACUGUCGAGUCAGAGGCAGAGCAACAUGAGAUUGAAAAUGAGUGUUUGGGCAUGGCUGUGCUCGCUAUCACGCACUUUGCCAACAGCAUGGAUAUGCCCCUGUCUACGGCUUCCAAUGAAAUCAGGUAUAAAAAAAAAAACCACACACACAUGCCCACACACACUCAUCUGAACACACCCAAACCCUAACACUAACACAAACAAACCAUAUGGCAAGUUGAAACAAAAUCAAGAUAAGAUCUAGGAUAGUUAGUUAUGUUGUCCUCUGAAAUUCGUUUGAAUUUAAUCACAAGCCCCAUCUUUACACAGUAGUUUUAAAAAGUAAAAAAAACAUUCAUUAAGUGGGAUAAACUUUAACUGGACCGGUUUCUGGUAGAUAUUGUAUUUAUGCCAAGUUCUUCUCAUUCAUAUUCAUCAUCUCAUGAAUUAUCUUUUUCAUUUUAGUCCUUUUCCAAAUUUAAAUUUUGUUCCAGACAUUGUUUGUGCAUAACUAUAAAACAUUUACUCUAAGUGAGAAGUACUGCAAGUAAUGAUCGAUACAAUAUCUUCUAUUUCCAGCUACAAACGUUUCAUCCCAGAGUCCCUGAAUCGAAACAUCAAACAGCGCAAUUUUCUGACUCGGAUCCGCAUCAACAACGUCUUCAAGAAGUUCUUGAGCGAAUUCAACCGCCGCACAAUCAAGGACAGCAACAUCACAUCGUACGACCUGAAGAUCAAGUACCUGGCGACAUUGGAGGGUCUGACCAGUGGCCUGGGCAGUGAGCUGAUUGAGCCGAUCACACUGAGCGUCACGCAGGAGGGAGAGCUCUGCAACGGAGGAUACUUUGGUAAGAGAGAUUAGAGUUCACUGCGCACUGUCGUAUAUGUGGUGUAUGAAGCUUCAUUGAUUGUAAAUGGUUUAAAAUUGAGAUAUUUUAUUGUUUUGGUUGCUAAAUGAUUCAAUAUCAUGGAAAAAAAAAUUAAGGUGCUAUUCUUGCGUUUAAAAGUUUUUCUCUGAGUCCAACUGCAACAUUUUAACCUGCCGUAUUAAAGUAGGUUUACAUGCAGAGAAGCUGUGAUGUCCUACUCAGAGUUUGAACUGUGUUAACCCAGCAUUAACUGAAACAUUGUGUGCAGACAGUGAAAAGUUAAAGAAACACCAUGUUUACUUUGCAUAUUAAUGAAACAGGCACCAGAGAAAUGCUGUCUCUCAAUAAAUGUUAAAAAAAUAAACUAUGAAGCUUUUUUUAAUCUAACAUCCAACAAGAGUUCCUCAACAUUUUUUGAAACAUACAUGCUACUAACAUGAUAUUUCAACAUGUUUGCUUCUUCCCAGGGUACUACAACCAGAGCCAGAAUCAGAACCAGAGUCAGAACCAGAACCUGGAGACAAGCUAUGACACAGAGGUCCUGGUCAAUGGUACCACUGGGAUUUCCUGGAGGAAGAAGACCGCUACAGUGAGUAGUAUAUUUGGCAGCUAAAAAAUAAAAGAGCUCAACAUCUGAGAGACAUGAGGACUUAAAGGCAAUCUUCCCUUUUUUUAAAAUCAGCCUAUCACAUUUGAUGAAAUCUUGUGUUGUGAGACAGAUGCGAUCUAAGUAAAAUGUCUCUGGACUUUUUGGGUUAGUAUGAGUCAAGAUUUAUCUUGUCUGUACGGUAGUCAGGAGUAGGCUGGCAGAGCCUUUUGCUCUUAUCCAGGAUUUUUACCUCUCUCCUCUUGCAGAGGUUGGCUGAAAUGUCACUGUUAAGUCCAGCGCUGAUGAGGGCGUUUCUGUCAAAAAGAUUAAUGAGAAUUAAACGUCUUAUAUGACUUAUUGAAACUGACGUCCAGUUAGAGAAAGACAUCAUAUUUCUGAUUCAGUCUUUUUUAAAUAGACUAAAUUUUCAGAAGAACGUACUUACUUUCAUGUUGCAAUUACAAUUUUGUUUGUCUUUGAAUCAGGCGCCAGUGAUCCUGAAAGAAAAGAGCAAGUCAAAGAAAAACAAGCAGGAUGGAAAACAGAAAAACGACAAGAGCGAAGGCUGGGCGGUGUUCUGCGACUUCCAUGAGAUCACCCACACAGUCAUCAAAGAUGUUACCGUCACCAUCGUCAGACAGGACAACAAGAGGAUGGUGAGAACGAUGCACAGAGUGACAAGAAGACGAUCAACUUCCUUCUAGUCCAUUAGACCCAAAUCUGUUUUUAAUGACCCGAACGUUGGGUAGGGUUACACUUCCACAGAAUCUAGGCUCUGUCAGUGUCUUCAUCUCUUCCUCACCAUGUCUUCUCAGGAGCUGCGAAUGGCCUCUCGAGCCGAGGCUCAGUCCUUUGUCGCCCUCGUGGAUGGCUACUUCAGGCUGACAGUGGAUGCACACCACUUUCUGUGCAAGGAGGUAGCUCCUUCUUCAGUGGUGGACAACAUCAAAAAUGGCUGCCACGGACCCAUCUGGUUUGUGAAGAUAGUUUUUGAUUAAUAAAUUCAACAAAACUGUUCGAUACCCACUUUAAUUUGUGUUUAAUUUUAACCUGUGCUGGGGCUGUGCAUGAUGGUUUUAACUCACUCUGUUUUAGCGAUUUAAGGGGGCAGUGCUCUCAACAAACACGUUUAUCAAACCCCAGUGUUGUUUUUUUCAAAUCAUCAAAGUUUAUUUAUGUAGCAACAGUCGUUAUGCCAGGACACUUUCCAAAGAAAAAGAGCAGGUCAAGACCACGCUCGUUGUCUGAUGAAUUAUUAAGGCCCAACCUUAAGAUGGGACAGAUUUGACUCAUCUUAUCUAACAUGAGUGAUAGUGGAAAGGAAAAACUUCCUUUUAACAGGCAGAAACCUUGGGAAGGACCAGACUCAUGUUGGACAGCUACCAAGCCGCUGCUGGGAUGGGGAUCACUGAUUUUAUCACAGAUUUAUUUGUUUAAAUGUUCUGUCCUUUUAUAGCUCGACUAUUUUAAAAUCUUACAGCCACAGAAAUAAUUUAAUCACUACUUGACAGAUAAAGUUAAACUUAUUAUGAUUCAAAACACAGGCAGGAAGAAACAAGAAAAGCAAGUAAGACGGGUUAUGAGGAACCACGUACAGUCUGAAAACAUAUAAACAAAGUGAUAUGACCAAUAAACACAUGCGUCCUGUUUUUUUAGAGAAUGUAUUUAAGUCUUUAAUUUUAAGUUAAACUUUAAAACCCCGCUGCUGCUGCUGCACAUAUUCAUAGUGUUUUCUCCCUUAACAGUACGGAGUAUGCAAUUCACAAGCUGCGUCAGGAUGGCAAUGAGGAGGGUGCCUACAUCCUGCGUUGGAGCUGCACCGACUACCAAUACAUCAUCAUCACUGUAGUCUGCACUGAGGUAUCAAGCAUAUUUCAGUUUAACAUAUAUCAUUUAUUCCCUUGGUGUUUGAGUCACGACAGGAUCAGGGAGUUGUUGUUGUUGUUGUUGGCAGGCACGUUGACACAUUAUCCCUUAAUUCUCAGAUUGACAUUAAGGAGAGUCGUCCUGUGCGUCAGUACAAGAACUUCCAGAUCGAGGUCACCUCCGACGGGUUCCGCCUGUACGGCACCGACACUUUUCGACCCAACCUCCCAGAGCUGCUGGAGCACCUUGAGGGUCAAAGCCUUCGCACCGACAACCUCCAGUUCCAGCUGAUGCGCUGCUGCCCUCCACAGCCAAGAGGUAAGCUUCGUAGCACCGCAAAGCAAAGAGCAUUCAAAGGAGAUAAAAAUGUCAGAAUGAAAGCUCUCAGGACAAUAUGGAAAUAUGUGUUUCACUCCCUUGCAGCUGCAGAGUUAAAAUGUUAAAAAAAUAUGACAUUUUUGCAGGUUUUUAUAUAAAGGGGGAAAACAGAUUCAUAGAAGGCUGAUUACACUUGGUUACUCACAAUGCAGCAGGGAAACACUUUGAUUUUUCUAACUCUUCAGAUGGAGUAAAAUCCAGAUAGCUUCAUCAUCUAGCAUCUUCUGCAUCCUGAUCCAUUCUCAACACCCGUCUGUUUGUUUUUAAAGUCAACUAAAUACCGCUUGGAGCAAAGUUUAUGCUUUAGCUGGUCUUUGUAUCUGGUGUGUGUGUGUGUGUGUGUGUUUCUGUAUUGCGACUGGGGUUGGGAAGCUGGCGUGAACAAUGUGUGUCUGUGAGUCGGUGUUAAAUUGUGUCGGAGAGGAAGAGAGUUGUAAAUGUGGGUUUCCGGAGAGCGACUCGCACUGUCGUGUGUACUUCACUCAGGGAAAGGUGGAGCUGUGUGUGCAUGGAUGUGCUGAGCUGCUGUUUUUUUCAUGAUUUUUGUUGGUGUUGGUGGUUGUUGUUGUUGAUUGUUAUCACGCUAUACAACUGUUAUGGUUUUGGGUUUGGGCUUCGCCUGUUUCAGUGGAGGGUGAAAGAGUGAGAUGCUGUGCUGAAACAAUGAAUAAUUUAACAGGCUUACACUGGUAUAUGCACACCCUGAGCGAUUUUAAAUUUGUGUAAUUGGUCCAAAUGUUGUUGUAAUCUGUCAUGAAAGCCAGAAAGUGUUUGAGAGGGUUGACUUGCUUUUUAAGAUCUCUUUAAAAUGCUUCUUUUAUGACUUAAAAUGAAUUAAAAACCAGCCCUGGAUUAGGUCAAAUGAUGAAUAGGGUGUGUGCAACACAGAUUGCAUGUUAUGGAAGAAUGCCCUUAACACUCUUGAUCAGUAAAUAUAGGUUGAUGCUGCUGAUGGAGUGCAGAUACCUUUUCCUCUCUCGAACCACAGCGCUCUAGUUUUGUCACAACAUCAGAAACCCACACACAUGUUUAAGGCACACACGUUUUCACUUUGUCCUCCCACACACAGCGCUGUAUAUACAAAAAAUAAACUGAAUUAGUAUGGUAACUCGACCUGAGUAGCUCCUCACAUCAUCACCACAUUGACGUAAUCGUUGAGAGCUUGUUUUACCACAUGUAAACACUUGCAUGUGGUGAAACAAGUCUCCCUCUUCUUCAUGUGCUUGUGCUUGCUUUCAAGCUGAAUACCCAGCGUGCAUCGGUGCUUGAAACACUUGUGGCACUCUUGCACAGAGCAAGAUACUUCACCAAAGUUUACCUUCUCUGCAGAGAUAAUUUCUCUUUCUGUUUUAAUUCAGUGCAGACUUUCAAAUCCAUCCAAAGCUCAGACGGACACAGCACCCUGUAUUUGAGAUUACCUAACACACGACAAUGGCAGGUCCUUGCAGCUUAAUGUUGCACUUUUCUAAAAGUCUGCAUGUGUUUGUUUUUUGUUGCAGAGGUGUCCAACCUGCUAGUGGUCACCAAAGAGAGAGCACCAGUGCCUCAAACACCCAUACAGGAGAGUCAGCUCAGCUUCCAUCGCAUUCUCAAGGAGGAGAUCGAACAGGUACAAACGUUCAUCUUUAUCUUCAUCUCAGUUUUAAUAAUGCAGCUCAAGCUUUUCUGCGUAUUUAAGAAGUGAGACCCUUGAAAACAUCGUAUAACGUGUGGUGAGCUGCACAUCAAGUAACAGAUGUCAAAAUAUUCAAAACUCCUUCAAUCCUGAAUGCUUGCUGUUUUAGUCUACCUGCCUCAAAAUCAACAGUGGACAAGCCAACAUGCAAACAUGUUUAGAUUUGCAUACUCAAGGGCUUUUUUAAUUUGCAUCGACAAACUGGCUCUGUAGCAGAUGCCUCACAGUACGCAAAUGACUUUUUAUUCACUCACGCAGCUUUAGUCCGCACACGUUAACCUACAUCUUUGACCAAGAGGAGUUCAAUCUUGUCUUUUUGUUGUGACUUUUGGUUAAAUUAGAGAGAAGACGUAUUGGACAUUUACUGUAAUGGUGGUAUAAAGCACACACACGAGAAACAUGAAUACGCUAGAAAACACGCCAAGAGCUUGCACUAUUUUUGGUGGGCACCCAAAUGGACAAAGGUGAGAAGACACCCAGUUCAGCUCUAUGCAGAUGUGUGGUGUCCUCUGGCACUUAAUGUUAACACCACCCUGCCAGCUCUGUGAGGUACAAACAGAUUCAUUUGCCACGACUCGUACCACCCCCCUCUGUAGUCAAAUCUUUUCACCUGCAAAAAUCCAGAUGCAGUUUGUGUACAAUUCUCUAUCUAGUCAUGAUUUAGAAGAGUGCUAAUGCAACUUUAUAUUUAGAUCUAGAAGGCAUGAAUCUAGAUCGAAAGGUAACCAAAAUCUAGUUGCACAUUCUUCAUGUUUUUCAUUUAAAUUUCUAUGUUUCCAACCGCUGCACAGACCCUUUUCCCGCAGUGAUUAUAGCUCAGGUACUCUUCCAUACAAAUGUGCAUUUUCUGCUCUGCAUUAACCAGGAGGAGCACCUCGGCCUGGGUACAAGAACCAACAUCUACUCGGGCAAGUUGAAGGUGAAGAACGAGGACGAGGAUGAAGAUGUCGGUUAUUCAUCAUUCCAGGAAGUCCAGGUGGUCCUUAAGGUGCUUGGAUCUGGACACAGGGACAUAUCUUUGGUAAGCUGAACUUUAAGGAGGUAACAGGUACGGAGUCUAUGAGGUUCAGCUUCUAUGAUGAUCCGUGGACUGAACUUUCUUUUCCCCUCUAUCCGCAGGCCUUCUUUGAGACAGCCAGUAUGAUGAGACAAGUUUCCCACAAACACAUAGUGCUGCUUUAUGGAGUGUGUGUCCGCCACCAGGAGAGUGAGUAAACUUUCAUGUUCAUGAGACUUUGCUGCUGCUGCUUCUUCUUUUAUCUUUGACACAUGUGUCCUGUUGUGGAGCAGAUAUCAUGGUUGAGGAGUACGUCCAGCUGGGACCGCUGGAUUUAUUCAUGAGGAGACAGAAGAGCCCACUGAGCACGCCUUGGAAGUUCCAGGUGGCCAAGCAGCUGGCAUCAGCUCUCAGCUACUUGGUGGGCAAACAAACACUCACACACACACACAGUCUCACACACAACACUAUAGGAUCAAACACAUGUGAAGGUGCGGCUCAAAACAUGAAAACACUGAGUAAAAGUUCAGUAUUUUUCAUCUGUUUCGACUCAUGACACGUAAUCUAACGCUUCAAGUGUUUUUUAAUUUCAAUUUGGAUAAUUGUGGCCCAAAGCAAAAUCAACAAAAGGGAAACUUUUCAUUUUGAGCUUGAGUUAAUUCAAACAAUAAAACCACCAUGAUUAUCCUAGUCUACUUUUGAACAAACAACCACAAUCAUGGAUUAGAGCGCUCCCCCCACAAGGAGGGUAAGCCACAGACUGCUGAAAAGGCCUGCUAUUAGAGUGCUGUGAUCAAGCGUUUUUAUGCAAAUAGAGCUGUCCUGAUACAAUAUUAAUAUGGGACGAUAUCAGCCUGCAUCUAAAACCUCCGAUAUCAGCAAUUCGAUACAAGCAGUCCAUUGCAGACUCCACUCCAGCACCUCUAUCUAGCAGCGCCCGGAUCCAGCAUGCAGAGCCCAAGUAAUCACAACAACAGUGUGUACUAAGAUACUAACAAAGUAGCAAGAAGUGGGAGUGAUGUCGGCUGUGUGGCAGUAUUUUUCAUUUAAGUUGGAAAAAGACUGUGCUGCUGAGUGCAAAACUUUUCAUGCACAGUUUGUGCUAAUAUCAGAUAAAUAUUGGUAUUGGCUGAUACUGAAGGCCACAAUAUUGGUAUCUUAUUGGAAGUAAAAAAGUUGUAUUGUGUCACCCCUAAAUGCAAAGUUAACUGGAAGGGGAAAAGAAAGGUGAGGGGAUGGUGAUUAAAAGUCGAUUCAAGAUCAUGGGAGAGCUGUACAAGGAGUGGUCCAAAUCUGGUGUAAAUACAUCUAGAACCACCACACAGAGACAUCUUCAGGAAAGGAUCUGCAGCUGUCACUCCCAUACCUACUGUCAAGCCACUCCAGAGCCUAAGACAGUAUCACAAACAUAUUUACCUGGACUGAGGAGAAAAAAAAAACAGACUGUAGCUCAAAAUUCACAAAUUCAAGGUGUUCGAAGUCAAGUUAGAAUUGUCUGCAGUCUAUGUUGACUUGGAGUGCUGUAUCUUCUGCUGGGGUUGGUCAAGCUCAAUUCAAGUCAAUACCAUCAAGCUUCAUGGAUAUGCUAAUUUCAAAACUAUUUCCAAGUAGUUUGCUGUACUUGCAGCAAACUUGCCUUAGCCGAACUCCAUCGUGAAUCCGUGAGAUAUUUGUCACAAGGAAGAUAAAAAACAUCCAAUCUAAAACUACAGACCAGCACCAAACUAAAAUCGAAAUUUCGUUUUACUUUUAAAUAAGUAAUAACAAAAAAAAACUUUUCUAAGGUGUCCUCAUGUUUGUAGCUGCACCUUUAAGUCCUGUGUGCGCCUCUGGGAUGAGUUGCUGCACUUUAUAUCAAUUUUACCUGAAUAAUCUUCAUAUUUGCUCUCUUUCUAGCGAACUAAUGUUUUUUUUCUCCCCCUGUGUUUGUAGGAGGACAAAAAGCUGGUCCAUGGCUAUGUGUGUUCCAAAAACAUCCUGCUGGCGAGGGACGGACUGGGCACAGACGAGGGAGGGCCCUUCAUCAAACUGAGUGACCCAGGAAUACCAAUCACUGUGCUCACAAGAGAGGGUAAGCACAGAGUAACACACACGCACUCACACACGUACAAACACACCCAGAGUUACUAAAAGUGAAACCUAAACGCUUACAAAACGGCAACCAUGGAAAAUUUCUCAAUAACUUCCUCUUUCUCCUCGAGUCAGCUGCAUGUAAAAGUGAAACUAAUACAACAACAACAUAGAAACCCAGAAUCCUUUUAGACUUUUGAUGUUGGUCUGCCAGGUCGAAACUUAACCCCAUGAUGAAAAUGACGAUUGACCACAGCCUCAGUCAUAUUCAGACCAGACCUCGAGCGUCUCUACAGACAGUUUUUCACUGUUUUACAUGAACAAGAAGGAGACUCGGAUUCCCUACUUUGUAUUUCCCCUGGAGUUUGAGAAUGAGGAAACCAGUAAACAAAGCCUGAUGACUGCUGGGGAUCUUAUUUUCUUUAUUAAUUUAGGAAUAGGAAAUUAAGAGUUCAUUCCUUGCUUUGGACCUGCCAAAAUGCAGUGAGUGUUUUGUUUUGGUUUCCUUUUACUGAGAGUAAUUCUAAUCCCCUGGCCCACAUGGGAAAAUGACUAACAACAACAACAAUAAAAAGUUAAAUCAGUUAAAUGAUAACUGGUGGUUUUUGGCCAUUAAAAAUGAUAACUUGGGAAUUAAAAACUGAUGGUCUUUUUUUUUGGAUAAUUUAAAAAUACUCUAAAAUUUCCCUCGGGAUCAAUAAAGUGCCGACUGAUCCAUCGAAAGAGGCCUCAUUAUUAACUUCAGUCCAGUUAAAAACUCCUCACAGGGACCUAAAAUCAGAAAUCAAAGUGUUUUCAAUAAAGCUAAUGUCGUCCAAAAUAGAAAUACUUCAUUAUCUGAUCAUUCCACAUUUCAGCGGACACGUUUCCACUCUCUGGUUUUAAUUCGUGUUGUAAAAGCUGGACCCGAUUUCAGGACAGAUGACAGAAAAACAGGGACGAUUCUCAUAUUGCACAGUUCCCCUCAAAAGGCUGCCUCAUGUUUCUGUUUGUCUGUUUUGUGAUAUAACAUAAUGCGGCCGUGGAAAUGGAUUAGCAAACCGCAGGAGGUCCGUCGCCACACCCUCCCGAGGACGCUCCUCCCUCGCUCUUUGUUCCCAGAACCCUUAACGUUCUCUGUCUCCGGCACUUUGCAGAAUAAUCCGUCUUCCCGUUACUCAUCGAUGUCCUUGUGUAUAGAUUUGAUUGAACUCAUGCGGGAUAAGUGCUGAGAAACCUACUGGGAAUGCACUUUAUGUUUUUCCCAGCAGUCUUCGCCGAUCACUUCACUAAAACCUCAAAUCCAUUCACGGCGUCCUCACUUUUUCCUCAUCUUGCUUUUGUCCUAAUUUACUUCUGAUUACUAAUUUCCUGCUUAUAUUUCUGUCUCCAUCAGACCCCCACCCGCCCCCCUCUUUACUCCGUCUUUUUCCCUUUAGUCCACCAUUGUGUGUUCCAGUCUGAGCAGCAUCCACUUACUAACAUACGCCACAGAUCUGAUGUUAUAGAUUUGCCGAGCCAGAAAGCUAAAUGUGGAGGCUGGCCAAUCAGUUAGCUUGUCUUCCAGUCAGAAGAAGAUAUUUCAGGCAGCUGAAGCCAAGCUGUUUCGACUCCGACUGAUUUUUACUGUCAGCUCUGGCGUUAAAUACACAGCAGAGGGCUCGAAUCGAUGGGGUCAAGUGUUAACUUUGUGUGGUCAUGAUUUUGACUUUUUAAACAUUACACCACAAAGUUUGUACGUCUUCAGAUCGGAGAAGUUGUUAAACAAAAUACUCGUGUGAAGGAAAAGAGAGGCUGUCAAGUUGAUUUAGUAUCUUUCCUAUUAAAAGGAGAUAAAAAAAAACCCAGAGGGAGCAACAAAAGGCUUACUUCCUUGUUUGGGUAUACACACACACCCACACACACCCACACACACACACACACACACACACACACAAACACACACACAAACAAACACACACAGAGCUAAUGCCAAAUACAAAUAACAUGAUCAACAACUUUGGUGUCCAGAAAAACAACUUUUAAAGGAGAAAUUUGAUGCAAUGGAGCAGCAAAAAUAUGACUGAUGUCGCCUUAUGAGGACAAACAGUUGCGAUUGACUUGAUAAUGUCCUCUCACAUUUAACUCAACUCAACUCAACUUUAUUUAUAAAGCACUUUACACACAACAGAGUUGAUCCAAAUUGCCUCACAACAACACAGAGGAAAUACAAAAACAAAAGAAGAGAACAAACAGACGACGAAGAAGUGACAGCAGACUGAGUGACAGUAAUAAUAAUAAUGAUAGCAAUAAAAAUAUAUUUUCAGUACCAUCAAUUUCAUCAUCAUUCAUAAUAAUAAUAAUAAUAAUAAUAAUAAUAAUAACAAUGAUAAUGACAACACAGAUCUACCGACCUACAGAGCUCUAGGGCUGCAGCUAUCGAUUAUUUUAGUAAUCGAGUACUCUAUCGAUUAAUCUGUCGAUUAAUCGAGUAAUCGGAUAAGAAAUGUUUUGCUCUCACUGUAAUACUUUGCAUCGAAUCACGUUUGCCUCAUUAAAAACCAUCAGUAACACACAAAACUGAAAUAGGCCAGGUCUUUCAAAUGAAUAUUUUUACUGCAUAAAUCAGGAACCAAAAGUUUUACAUUUUACCAUGUAGUUCACAUGAAACUACUGAAGGCAAGGUCUGCAGAUGGUCUUUUAAUUGCUAUGGUAAUGAUCUUUGCAGUUUUCACUAAACCAGUCACAACUAUUUCCAGGCUUUGGAUCUAAUUUUACUUGUUUAAUUAAUAGGCUGAAAUAAUAUAAUUCUUGGAUACUAACAUAAUUUGACAAGCAAAUGUACAUUUAUUCAAUAUAUAAAAGUGUUACAUUUUUAUUUACAUGUUGUUGUGUGUUGGUCAUUUUGCAGCCCUCUGCUGCUCAUCACACGCCUAGCAGGUGGUGUAUAGCAUUAUCACCAUGGAUACACGGAUGUUUGUGUGAUUUUUUUCAUCCACUGCCGCCCGGUUUGUGUCGUGUAGAUGUUGAUUAUGAAAACACUUCGCAAUAAUUUGGAAACGUGAAGGGGGAGCUGCUGCUGCCCGGUGUUUACGGUAAAUAGACGCAAACACCGACCAAGUGGACGCUUCGGUCUCCGAAAACGCCGAGACAAAUUUACAAACAGCCACUAUUUCAAACAACUGGGCUCAUAAUCGUGAUGUAAACACUUACUUUCUCGCUAGAAAAAAUAUUAUUAUUGAAUGAAUUUAUAUAAUUUGUCCGGUAUGCAGUCGUUCUGUGUAGCUUGUGGUAGGACUAUUUAAAUUUUCCCGGCGCUGCGUCCGGCCGGCACGAAAUGCAUUCUGGGGUAUUUAGUAUGUAUGUGUGUAAACGCUCGGGCAGCCGCGGCAUACUCAAAUCAUCUUUGAGUAGUCAGUAGGCAGUAGCUACUGCUUGAGUAGGUAAGUAGAUACCAGGCAGUAUGCCAUUUCGGACACAGCUUCUGUCUGUCCUCGUUUCCCUCCAUGAUUGAACCAAACGCGCGGCAGCGGAAGGAGCGGAAAGAGCACGCUUCUGCGCAACAGAAAUAACCGUCCGUGUCAAACACCGUGCGCUGCACAUGGUUCCGGAUUUAAACGAUUCCUCGAGGCAUAUAAUUUGCCUCGAGGAAUUUUAUUAAUCGAGUUACUCGAGUUACUCGAGUAAUCGUUUCAGCCCUACAGAGCUCACAAGGCCUACAUGGGAAAUGGCUGAGCUAUAAAAAUUAGGGACAGUUAAAAGCUCGGGAGUAAAAGUGGGUUUUAAGAUGAGUCUUAAAAAUCUUAAUGGUGGGGAAGAAUCUGAUGGAGGGAGGAAGAGAAUUCUACAGUUCUGGGGCAGCGAUAGAGAAAGCCCUGUCCCCGUAACACUUAGUCCCUGAUCGUGAAACUGACAGAAGUCUUCGGUCAGACGAUCUUAGUUCUCUCAUUGUGUGAUACGGGACAAGAGUUUAAGCCAUUUAAGACAGGAUUUCACGAGGCAACUUCCCCGCUCACACCACAUGGUUAUCAUAUUCAAGGAGCAGGAUUUACUCUUUUUGGUAACAAACAUUUACAGUCUAGAGAAAAAGGGACAAUUUUCAGCCAAAUUCUGUAUAAUUUUGUUCUCCAGCAAUCCUGAAGGACUUGGAAAUUGAUUUUCUGGAUUUAGUAAAUUUUCAUUUAGUCCAAAAUCACUUUGUGUUUGCAGAGUGUGUGCAUCGCAUCCCAUGGAUCGCACCCGAGUGUGUGAAGAGUGUGUCUUCCCUCAGCGUUGCAGCUGACAAAUGGGGAUUUGGUACCACCCUGUGGGAGAUCUGCUAUGACGGAGAGGUUCCACUGAAAGACAAGAAACUCACAGAGGUUUGUUUUCUUUUAUCUCAAACUUGAUCCCGCCCUGUUUUGUAUUUGUUCCUGGUCAUUUCCUUAUUCCUUCUUAUAUCACUCAUUACACCGUUUCCGUGCUCCUCCUGAUUCCUAUUUCUGUCUUUGUGCCUUUGAGCAGAAGGAGAGGUUUUACGAAACAGAUAGCCAACUGGCCACCCCAGACUGCAGGGAGCUGGCUGAACUGAUGACCCAAUGCAUGAACUACGACCCCAAGAAGAGGCCUUUCUUCAGGGCUAUUGUCCGAGAUAUAGUCGGGCUGGAGGAAAAGAGUAUGUAUGAUAGGAAUAUAUGCUCUCUACAGAUUAGAUUUGGUGUGUUUUUGAAAUAGGACUGGGUGCAAAUCUAAAACAGUGCUGCACUCAGUGAACCCUUAGUGUUGGAGACCACUAUGGUUCAGGUGAAAAGGUGCAAAAAUCAAGUUGGUUGGUAUAUAACCUGAACAUUUUGCAUGUUUUGUUUCUCACCUAACAGCACUCUGGUAAGCAGUGCAAAGAGUGAGAGUUGUUUACUCAACUGUGAUGUUCAUGAGGAAGUUCACUGGGUGCAUUCUCACUGAUCUCCCCCUCUGACGGGCCCCAUGGCAACAAAAUGAGACUCUGUUCUCCCACCUGCUGGUCAGAGGAGGAUACUGCAGUCACACUUUGCAGACUGAAAAGAGAACGCAACUCAGAAUAGAAAGAAAAUAAAGCAGAAACAAAUCGUUGUUUACAGAAGAAGUCCUCUUUAAAUAGUGCAUCGUCCUGCUUAAACCAGAGCAGAUUAACAGUCAUAGAACUAGAGCAAGUUCUGAUGAUACUGAAAACCACAAUGGAGUAAAAGGAGUAAUAGGUGUGUUUUUUAAUCCUUCUGAUCAUUUUACAGACCCAUUAAUCAAACCCAAGCCUACACCUGAGCCGGACCCGACCGUGUUUGAGAAGAGGUUCCUCCGAAAAGUCAGAGAACUGGGAGAGGUAAAGUGUUCCUCAGAUACAGAGCUGACCUAGAUGAUGAUGAAGCAGUACCUGCACCCACACAGAAAGUAAAUAACUUAUCCAGAAUGAUGUAUUUAUACCGUUCCUACAUCAUCUUCACACAGGGCCACUUUGGUAAGGUUGAGCUGUGCCGCUAUGACCCGCGAGGAGAUAGAACAGGCGAGCUGGUGGCGGUGAAGUCACUGAAGCCCGAGAACAGGGAGGAGCAGAGCACCAACCUCUCACGUGAGAUCAACAUCCUCAAGGGACUCUACCAUGUCAACAUCGUCAGAUACAAAGGCAUUUGUCAGGAGGAAGGUAAGAUGGAGGGAGGAUUUACGCUGUUUGUAUCCUGAUGUCAUGUCGGGUCUUUACGCUACAGAAUGUGGACGUGCAAGUGCUAAAACUGUUAGAGUGUCCAAGUGAGGCUGGCUGCAAAAAGCACUUAAUCAUUCAUCUGCACAGUAAAAUUAAUCAUAUUUAUAUCCUGGCUGGAGAAGCAGUUUUAGUCUGAGUAGUUCGUUACAGUCACAAGUUUCGCAGUAGAGCAUGACACGGGAGCGGAUUUUCACUCCUGUCCCGUCCCACUCCCAGAGAAAAAAUCUCGUCCUGUCCCAAUCCCGAACCGGAGUAAAAAAAUUAAUCCUGUCCUGUCCCGCUCCCGUUUGAAUAAAACCAAACAUGUUGAAAAAAUGUUGCAUUUUUUUGUUUUAGGUAAAAUUGCAGUGCAUAAUAUGCAUAAAUAAAUUAAAAUUUUUAGGUAAAAGUGGCAGCCGAGUCGGAGUGGUAGUCGCUCUGAGUCGCUUUUCACUUCUGGUGGUGACAGGAAGUCAUACCACUGUUGUAGUUCUUUUGUGUUGCUAGCGCGGUCAAGAGUGUUGGCUCUCACUGAGAGAUGACUACGAAAAUUGACUCAUCGGUUCAUCUGGUCGUUUAACACGGCUGAAAAUUAUCAUCUAUUAAUGUUGUUCCCACUCCCGUUGCUUUUUUUCCCGUCCCGUCCCGAUCACGGUAUUAAUUAAAAAAUGACUCCCACCCUGUGGGAUUCCCGCACGAAUCGCGUAACCCUUGGGAAUUCCCGAAAAACGUCAUCCUCUAUUUCGCAGCAUUAGCGGCACAGGGGAUUUAACCGACACUUCAAGUGUUAGAGGCUCGACCAAAAGUCGGGUCGAGUAUUUCUAAUACCGCUGAUGUGCUUCAGAAACUACAGCGACUACAUCCAUUUAUUCUGUAGCCUGUGGUCCAUCACUCAUACUAGUCAUCUUUAAGUACCACAGUCUAGUUGUUUAAAAGUUACCUGAUCAGGAUUUAGCCAUCAGGUGACAUCGAACAAAAGACAAAAACAGAUGCAGCGAUAAAUCCAAUCUCUCUUUCUAUCACAGCACAGUGUCUGCUGUUUCUGAUCAUUCAUGUGAUCAUCUGUUUGCAGGUGGACAGGCCAUUAAGCUGAUCAUGGAGUACGUACCUCUGGGCAGUUUGAAGGAGUAUCUGCCCCGAAACAAGAGCAAGACCAGCCUCAGCACCCUGCUCAGCUACUCCAAACAGAUAUGCAAUGUAAGCAACACAUUUGAGAUUCACCUUUGUGUAAAGCUGGCGUUUGUCUGCUUUUAAUCACUCCGGUCUUGUUGUUUUAGGGAAUGCAAUAUCUGGGAUCUAAAAAUUACAUCCACCGGGACCUGGCUGCCCGUAACGUGCUGGUGGAGAACGAGAGGACGGUGAAGAUCGGAGACUUCGGCCUCACCAAGAGCAUCAAGGAGAAUGAAGGAUAUUACACGGUGAAAGACGAAAACGAAAGCCCUGUUUUCUGGUGAGUCAGGAAGAAAGGAGACAGAAAAUUGAAAUCAUGAAAAUCAUUUGAUUUUACUGUCAAAGGAAAAAUCCUAAAAUGGGAAAAGUCAUGCCGUUAAAACAGCAGACCCUGGUUCUGUUAAAAUCUUUGUAGAUCGUUGAUAUUCCUCAACCCUGGUUGUCUGACUUUGAGUCUUCAAUAACUCUGGUUUCAUCAAUAACAGUUCAGUCUUGUCACCUAGACUAGACACUGGAGGAAUGAUGGGUAAUAAUGUUCUCAAACAGAUGCAUGAUCACAGUCCUGCUCUGCCGUUUAUUUUCCAGGUACGCUCCAGAGUGUCUGACUCACUGCAAGUUCUACCUGGCCUCAGACGUUUGGUCUUUCGGGGUGACGAUGUACGAGCUCAUCACAUACUGUGACUCCACCAAGAGCCCGAUGUCGGUCAGUGAGCUUUAAUUCAGGAACCACCUCUCAUCCGCGUUGUUUGUGUGCAUUUUGUAGGCUUGGAUAACGAUUUCACACUAAAUACAUUUUCAGGGUGCCGGUGAUGUAGAAAUAAGACUCACUGUGGCUGUACACACACACAGACACACGCACACACACACGGUCAUUUGUAUGUGGCAGAUGGUGUUGGUCUGCAGCCAGAGCAGCAGAUGACAGACUCCACCAGGAGCUGCAUCCAAACCAGAGCCGGUGCCAACACUAAGAGCUUAGUCUGUCAUUAGAGAUCUAUCAUUUACAUCCAGCUUUCAACUGCCACCGUAUCCUGACUGACCUUUAACUAACACUUGAGGGCUGUUAAGUUAUUUACUCUUGCACAAGUUAAGCGAAUAUUAAAAAGGGGGUUAUGUUAAAAGCCACAGCCACACAGUUUGUAGCUCAUCUAUCCUCCAGUUGUAAUCAAACGUGUCAUUUCAGAGCAGUUAUUGAGCUGCAUUGUGUAUAAUUUCUUCGUUUCCUCACACACGCAGCUCUUCCUCGGCAUGAUGGGUAAAACUCAGGGGCAGAUGACGGUGAUGCGGCUGGUGAACCUGCUUUCAGACGGGAGGAGGCUGCCACGUCCUGAGGGCUGCCCCGAGCCGGUGAGUGUCUCUCUUUUCCUAGAAUAACACAACGCAAGUGAUGAAACUGUCUUUACAAGAUGGAUAAUUAGAAACGAAUUGUUUGCAAAUUUCAUUUUAUUUCAACCAGAAAUGUCCUGAAACACAAAUCAUGCUGUACAUUGAAGUGCUGUGACCUUUCCCAACAAAUUAUUUGCUUAAGUUUCAACACAUAAAAAAACACACACCCAGGUGCCGCUGUAUAGAUACAAAACAGUUUCAUGAUUUGUUUUCAUGGUUUUAUUAAAUUAAGCAAAAAAAGUAGCACAAUACAAGGAUUAAACAGCCAUGUUAGACUACCUCACAGGUGAGCCCGCAGACUUUUUGUCGUCGCCAUUCAAAUCCGACAUACAGCCUUGUCCUUUGUCUUCUCUUUCGCCGUGUUUGGUGUAGAACCCGAAAUAUUUCCCCCAGCUGCUUCUCAGUUGUUUUUGCGUUGGCACACACCGUUAAAUACAUCACUGUAUUUGUUUGCUCAGGUUAAGAGAGCAUGCGAUGGUCGGGUUACGAUAAGAGCACCCUUCUCAAAUGACUUCAGACAGUGUUGUACUGACAUAAUGUACUCGGCUUAUUACAGCUCCCCUAAAAGCUGUCCCCAAAAAUGUAAUCGAGACUAAAACUUUAGAUAAAAAGUGACAACCCUCGAACAUACUGAAGGAAACAUAAGUUUGCUGCUAAUCCGCAAAAAACCUUCCCCAUAAAUGUGGAAACAGUGACUUUAAGUAGCAGGUACAUCAAUCAGAAGUUGUUACUCUCCUAAACUUUUGUUCCAUAAAAUCAAAGCCUUGUCUACGGUGGCCCUGAAGGUCAAUGACACAAAGAUUUCAAGAAGGCAAUAAAUUAAUAUUUAAUAAAAAUCUAAAACAUUUAAUAAAUGGGAAAAAAGUUCUUAAAACCCCCAAAUAUAAAAAAACACAGAAAUGUUUCCUAAAAAAACACAAAAUAUAUUUCAGGAAACACAAAAAAUUCUAUUUUUAAGAUGCAAAUACAUUUUAUAAACAUAUUUUUUAACAACCCAAAUAAUUUUAAUUAGCUUUUGCAUUUAAAAUUUGUUAAAUCACUAUUAAUAUUAUAAUCAAUUGUUAACAUAAUAUUUUGAAAAAUACAAAAAAAAAUGCUUUUAAAAAUUUUUCCUGAAAUAUUUUUAUUCUUAAAAUCUGUUAAUAAAGAAAAAAAAAAAGGUUGUUGAAGAUAUUUUUCAUGUUGUGUGAUAUUGUGAAACAUUUUUACAUAUUCUUUAUUGUUUCUCUGAACCGGACCUUUUGGGCCACCGUACUUGUCAGAUCCACAGACCUUAUUAAGAGUGUUUGGUUGCAGUUGGUAGAUCGCUCCUAGGAAAGGAAAACGUAAAAGACGUCUUAACAUGUUUCACCUGCUCCACACACAGGUGUACGAGCUGAUGCGCAGGUGCUGGGAACACAAACCUGAGGACCGGAUCACCUUUGAGCGCCUGAUAAAGGAUCUGAGCAACAUGCAGCAGAAGCUUCAGCCACAGAACGACUUUUAAACCCUGAACCCUGAAUUUGUGGCUCAGCAGACGACGACAACUGUCCCCAGAUCAGCGUCUGCUCGUGCUGCUUCAUUGUGCUGAGAGACAGUCCUGAAGGAUCAGCUACGGCCCUCCUGCUCACAUACAAACCUCCACAACAAUCUUAUUAAGACUUUGGUUUCUAAUCAAAAAUCAUUUAGUCUGCCAUAUUUUUAACGGUUUUUUAUUUGAAGCUUUCAUAUUUUUUAUGUUAUUCAGAUUAAAAAAAAAAAAAAGGAGUAAUGGGAUGUUUAUGGAGACUAAUCUUAUACCUUUAGCCCACGCUGAAUGUGAUCUGGUUUCUCAUGCAGAACCUCCAAAUGUAUCUAACAGGUUUAAUAGUCUCGAUCAUGAGAAAUGGACUCGUUGCUCUGGUAUUGUGCUCUGAAGGCCUUAGAAGGUGUGGACAGCUGGUUCAGAAGAUAGAAAAAAAGCAGAAAGAGAAACUGACAGACCAAAGUUGUGAGGCGUCUUGCCUCGUGAGCAUGGAAGCAGGUCGCUGAUGAAUCAUGCUGAGGAGUACCUUGGAUAAGACGAGACGGGCAUCGAUGCAGAAGAUGUGAUUCUUUGACUCUUUCUGUGUAGAAUUCUUUCAUUAAGAGUGAGCCAUGAAAGAAUCUGAGCUAAAUAUUACGAUUUCUCUUUGUGAUGUGCAGAAAUCUUGCUGCAAUUUUCCUUUCCUGGUGUCAGAGGAUGAAGAAUGAUUUAUCUGUGAAGCGUUUAAGCAGCAAAAAAAGAUCCUAACAUUUGUUUUCAGCUUCUCAAUCAGAAGGGUUUUAUAAACUUCUUAACUGAACACACUUUGAAGACCUCAGCUUUCAAGUUUAACAUGAUUUUACAGCAUGUUUUCGCACUUAAACUACAGGUUUAUUGAUAAUACUGAUCUGUUUUUCAGCCUGGAUUUGUGUCAGAAAUCCGUCUCUAAAAAUAACACAGAUCCAAAGACUUGAUCUGUGAAGGAUCUGCAUGAACUGCAUCUGCACAGAGGCAGAAAAACUCUGUUUUAUCUCUCGGAUUGUUGCUCUCUCUCUCUUCACAUCCUUCUGAUGUUUUCAUCCUCCUCAUAUUACCAAGAAUAGCUCCUUUUUACACCAGUCUCAUUUGAAAAACUCACAUCACAUUAAGAUCUGCAAGAUGGAGGUUUGCAACAUCCUCUGCUCGCUCGAGAUGGUUUAGCGUUAAACUCCAAGUCAAGUUUGGUUUGUUAGACGAUGUUUAAAAUCUGUUUGCAUCAGAUGACUUCUACUUUAACACACAGCACUUCUAGGUUGAGAGAAGUACCUGUUAGAGACACUUGAGGGCAGCACCACCUCACUUUAUCUCUCCUGUCCUGUAACUUUAAUCUAAAUCUGUAAGAGUCAUAAAACUUUCAUAUCUUCACAUAACAUUUAUGAAAAAAGAGCCAGUCAUCACAGCUGCAGACUAUAAAUGAAAAGACUUUCUCUAUUAUGUACAUGCAUUUUAUUUGUAUCUUUUUAUUUCUAAUUAUCAAAUAUGUCUAAUUUUGUUUUUCUUUAUGUGUAUGUUUAAAAGUUUGAGCUGAAGGUUUUGUCUGAACCCAUCAGUAGUUGUGUGCAGCUGUUGUGAACUCAUCCUCGCCGUAAGAAAUGGUCAGUUUUUUCAUCAGCUGUACGGCUUUUACUGUGAACAACAACAACAUCAAAAAAAGACUGUCAAGGUGACAAAAAUUGCGCUUAAGUCUACAUUUUAUUUAGGAAUGUAAAAGACAAUUCCUUCUGCUCAAAAUAAGAAGAAAGAAAUAUAUAUUUUUUUCAAAAAAUAAGACGAAAGAAAGACUUAUGGAAGAUUAAAGUGUCCAUAAAUACACAAUGAAAAAAUAAAUAAAGUCAAUGUUUGUUGUGUUCUGUCCGCGUCAGCCCAAAUGCAAUACAUUAUUAACGAGUUAAAACAGUUUGUUGGAUAUAUUACAGCUGUAAGUAUGCAUGCUCAAAUUGCUCUAGAAAGACUCUCUUCACAGUAAAACAAUAGCAAUGUCAGUGUGAUAUAAAAUUUAGCAAAAUCUACAGUAUAGUUCAGGUCAGAAAAAAAUCCACAAAAAAAACUCUUUACAAAGCAAACAGCACAGCAAAUCUAACGAACCUAGAGCCAGGAAAACAGGUCAGAAAAAUCUGAAAUACUUGAGUAUUGCAAAGCUUUUGGAUCAACACACCCUCACACACACACACACUCACAUACACAGUCAUUCACUAUUGCAAAGUCCAGCCUCACCACAGACCUGGAACAAUGGCAACGCACUGGAGCUUCGUUGGAGGCUCUGUUUACAUGAGAACAGAAGAAAUAUUGGCGUUUACCUGGAGUCAUUAGCAGGAAAGAGUUUCUAUUCUGGUGUAAAAGGACGCUCGUAUUAAAAAAACUGCAAUUUCACAAAAGUAAUUAAAUUUUUUCAGCAACUACGAAGCCGCAUUUACACAGAAAGACUUUCUCCUGAACUUCAGGGUUAGGGUUAGGGUAAACCGCUGCUGGCUUCUUCAAAGGUUAGAGACCAGGUGGUCAAAUCAAAUAAAAUAGAAGCAUUUGUCAGGUUUUCGUUGUGCUGAGUCGAUAACUUUUGUGUACAAUCAGGAGAGACGUCACAUCUAGUAAAAGUAGCACAGAGAGGCACAGAAGAAGAACAAUAAUAAAAAAAAGUUUUUAGUUUUGUUUUUUUUUUGCAACAGUGCAACCACUCCAGAAAAUAUUCCCUAUUAAAUAAAAUAUGAUAAAAAAAAGUUUUAUUCCCCAGAAUAACUUUUUAUAAACAACUGUCACUGAAACUCUGAGGGGCGGAGUUUCACGUCAGCUAACUUCCACAAUGAUCGAUCCACCACAUUUUGAUAAAAGGCAACUUUAGGACUGCUGAAUAUUUUCUGUAUCCUUUUUUAAAAAUUAUAACUGAAGUAGUCCUUUAUUAUAACGAACAAAACACAGGAGGUUAUGAACUUUGUGUUUUUAAAAUUUAAGUGUGUUGAGUAAAAAUGGUCAUUUGAGAACAGUUUAUAAAACUUGAUCUGUUAUGAGAGGAAUUUAAAAACUGACCAAAAUACAUACUUUUUGGAAACAUUUUGAGGAUGUCAGUUUAUUGCUCAAUAAAUUGUUUUAAGUCUUUUUGAACAAGGACGUUUUGUGCAUUACCCCUUUAACCUCCAGCUAAUAAUACAUGAUAUCCACGAUAUGGCACCUAAACUGAAAUUCUCCUGCUGAUUCAAAGGUUGCCAAAAGCUGGACGACAGGACAUCUCUCCAAAAGUGAAGUGAAAUCACUGACGAACUCUGCCUUCUCCAUGAUGACAGAUAAGAUAUCGGUCACACUGUGAGAUUAAAAUACAUAUCAAUUUUUAUUAUUUUUCCUAAGACGUUCGCUUUUGCAAGUGACCGAUGCGCUAACAAAGGGAAUAACUGACAGCAUCGUUGACAAAGGAGAAGAAAACAGUAAGAGAAAACGUGAUGAUCACUGACACUAGUUAUCUAACCUCCCAUGACUGUGUAGGUUUACAUGUUGCUCAAAAAAAGGAAAUUUAUUGCAUUAGUGCGACUGAAACUGGACUUCUAAAAAACCGUGAACAUGUUAGUCCGACCGAAAUCACGCUAAAUCCAACUUCUAAUAGUCUGACUAACAUACCUGGAUAAUGCAGUUACGACUCAAUCUGACUAAAUCUGACCUAAAUGUUCUGAGCAUACAUCAGCGUUCACACGCCGAGCUUUGAGAUGGAAGGUGAACAGUACGAAUGUGUUGCAAGAAAACCUCAACAGAUGAAGAAAUGAUGAAAAAUGACAUUUUCUAUUGUGCAAACAAACGGAACAGAGCUGUAAAACUAAGUGUUUUCAUCAUUCGGGUUACAUCCAAUUCACGCAUUUUGAUAGAUAACAGGUCGACUGGAUUUAACCUGAUAAUAAGGGGCAAAAAGGGGAUAUGUCGCCACCUACUGUAGCAGAGCUGGAAACGCUUCUGUCAAUAAUUCAGUCCUUGCCCGGUGUUUGUAAACUGGGACAUGGACAGUAGUCCUUGUGACACAAGAGUCAAUGAACUUCCCAUAACGGUCUGUACCAACUUGAGUGUUUUGUUUGUUGAUCAGUGAGUCAAAAGUGUACUUUGGUUAACAGAAGGGGCGGGGUUUGAACGCUGUUGCUCCAGAGACUCUGACUCUAAAUAUACAAGAUGUCAGUGCUUUGUUAGGGGGUUGUUAUGGAGGUGGACUGGGACAUGUGUCUUCCAUGUUUAAAUACGCUGAAUAUUUCAGGUUCAGGUCUAGUGAUGCUGUUCUUUAUAAUAGUGUCACAUGAGACUUGGUGCCAAAUGUGUCUGUAGCUGAGCAGGACUGUGCCGGAUUGGCAGCAGAUCUGCUAAUAAGGGAGGGGGACGAUGUUUUCCUCUCAGUUCGCAGAAAAAAAGAAAUAAAGACCAGAUGAUAUUUAUCUACAAGGAGAAAAAAAACAUAAACAUGAGCGAUGAUGAAUUAGCAAAGAUCUGAGUUGUGUUAAUAGAGAGGGGAAGAGAUGGACACGCGGUGUAUUAUUAGUGUGUGUGUACACUCACAAGUGCGUGCAACAUGCAGGAGUCCAGCAGUCAUAACAAACUCUGCACACUGAGCGAGCAGACAGAGGUGGAGAAAGCCAAAAGACAAACAAACAAGGCAAAAAAUAAAAAGAGAGAAAUCCCUGCAGGCUGAACGGCUGAAGGCAGCUGGGGUUGUUUUUCCAUUCCUCCCUCGUUUCCUUUCAGCCUAUUCCUCCCGACCUCCUUUACCUGCCAAGAGCACGUUGUUUUUUUCUUAAAGCGGCACAGACUCACACUUACAGUUCCCCGCAAUUACUGUUUCCAAACAGACGAGAAGGAAACUGAAGUUCAACUCGUCGUCUGCAAUUUGGAAGUAUAAUGGAAGAUGAAAACCGAGGAAACCAGUGUGUGGCGGAACAAGCUCUGACCAAUCUACAUGUCAAGAGGAAAGAAAAAAAAGAGAGGCUCCAAUUUGUUCGGUAUUUUUCACAAAAACUCGCCAGGGCAAGGCGACAACCUGUCCUCAGACUAGUCUUGAUUUUUCUGAAAUGUCAGAUCGCAGGUUUGAAAUCUUUCUUCUUUUUUUGGUUUGACAAUGACAGGGGAAAAAAAAAAAAGCCGUUAGGUGCCUUUUGCUCCGACUUGAAGUUUUUUUCUUUUUUUUUUAACUGGAGUCAAUCACAGUGCUCGUGCAAAAGCACCCGGUUGUCAGGGUGCAUAAACAGCCGACAAAACUUUUACUGGACCUGAAAAAUGAGGAAAAGCUGCACCUGACAGCAAAAAAAAAAAAAAGGGCACAUUCAGAGAAAUCGUGAAUAAAAAAAAGUGGAAACAGUGACAUGCAUCUCAAAGUUAGAAAAGUUUAAAACACUUCAGAUUUAUAAACAUAUCAGUUAAAAAAGUCGUUCUUGAGAUCUCACAGCUUCUUGAUUUUGUUCCUAUAUUGAUCUGCUCUCUCCUGAGACUGGACUUGAAUUAUUUUGGCCCAAAUUAUUUUAAUUCUUAAUAUUUACGGCAUCAUCUCAGUAAGAAUAAGGACAUGGCUCCAGAGUAAGUGAGAGACUGCAGAGAAAAAAAAGCUGACUCUACAGCUGGAGUAAUGCUAAAAUAAUCCAGGCCUGACACCUGAAUACAUUAAAGCAGACAGUCGGACUGGAAAACAGUCAGUCAGGAAGACAGACAGGGCUGUCCAAAGUCUGCUGACUCAAGAGAUUCACAUCUACAGCGGCCCUGUCUGCGGUACAAACACACUAACUCAGAGAAAGACAUGUCAGACAGUAAGUGGAGGUCCAGCUGAGUUUCUUUUUAACCACUCACACUGAGAAGCAAAUCAAACCAGUCUGGGUGAAUAUGUCGUCAUACUGCAUGUCAGAACGGUCAUGUUUGAUUCAGGUCAGAGGGUCAUGGAGGAAAGAAACUGGAGUAAUGCAUAAAAGAAGAAGACAGCCACAAACAGAGGGAUAAAUCUCAUCUUAAAAUACUUAAGUGGAUCCAAAGGGGGACAAGUAAAGGUCCUUACACACUGGGGGUGUUUUUUUAUCGUGCGAUUAUUUCGGACGUCAGUAUUUUUUUUGUAUCGUAUAUUUGCAUCGUUCCCGGUGUGUAAGGACCUUUAUAUGGAAGCCCUAAGUGGACAUGGUUUAUUUAUAUAACCAUGUCCUCUUAGGUCCUCCGUAGAAACAUGGUGCACACAUGCUUUAAAAUGUGAUAAAUGUAAAUGACACAUUUAAACAGGUGACUGAGAGCAGACAGUGAUAAAUGUACGAACGUAGUGCCUUAAAUUCAAUGUUUGACUUUGUUCUUAAUAAGCGUGAACACUCCACUCUUCUCUUAUUGUGUCUGCACUUCGUGUCACAAACUCUUUCCACACAUCAGGACUAAACUCACACCUCUGUACGUGUGUAUGAAAGUGUUUUCUAAUCUCAUCUUCUAUUGCGUUUCACAGUGCGUGAGCAUGGUCGCCAGGUAAUAUUUCCACACUGUGAUACAAGGUCAGAUACAGCUGUGAUCUGAACACAAAUACAGAUAAUUAAAAAAGCUUUUACCAAGUGUUUUAACUUUAAAACAAGAGUUAAUAUUGUUGUGUGAAAAGCAAAACAUUUACACUAUAAAUAAAUUGUACAUUCAUCUUUCUACAGUAGUAGGAGCCUUAGUUAUUGCCGUGUGCUUAGACAACUCUAACGUCCAAGCUGUAAUAUCAAAAUAACGAGCCCUCUCCUUUGUAAUAAACAUCAAAUAAAUCUGUAUGACAUGACGUCUUCCUUUGCUAAAAUGCAACAAUAACAUGAAAGUAUAUUUUCUUACAGAAUAGGUAUUUCACUGUUCCUUUGUAAAAGCAGCUUUAAAAAAAUCAGCUCUGCAAAACUUUACAUGUUAUAGUCUUUUGUUUUUUCUUUUGCUUCUGCUUAAAAACGAAUAAGAAGGUGUGGUUAAACUCCAACCCAGCACCAUUAAGAUAAAAACAUGCACACCGGCAUGUCAUAGCAGUAUGAUCUGAGCAUAAAAACACAAAAAUACUAAUAUACGUUUUUCACUGUGAACAUCAAAGAGCCCCUUAAAUGAUGAAGACUGUGUCAGAAUUUCAUACAAUCAACUGAAGUUAUGCAGGAGGGCUGCACUGAUUCUGAAGUGAACGCCAACUAUUAGGACAACAAAAUUAUUUGAGUUAGUGAUUAUAUAAGAAGAAAAAGUUAAUGAUAUUAUUCAAAAUCUUUAUAGUUUGAAUGUUUUUGUUUGCUUUAGUCCUCAGAGUUAUGGUUUUGUCCUGCUCGAUUAUAAACUAAUAUUUAGUUUAGAAAAGAAAUGGCAAAUUAUCUAACAGUCAAUCCUGAUUGGCAGCCCAAGACAUAGUUUUAUAUGUGGUGAAUGCAGCAAAAAGGCAAAACUCAAUCCUUUGUUGUCUUUUUAUGGUGAAUAAUUGCUCCCUGCAAAUCCUUAAACACGAAACAUUUUUUUCAAUUCCCCUCAAAAAGCCAGAAUUUCACCCCAUGACGAAGCAAUAACAGCUUUUAAAAAACUGCCUAUCUUUGUACGUGGUAUGAAUUUAGGACACAGUUCACAGCCCAUAUCUGUAUGAUUCAAUGGCAACUGGAAGUGGAAGUAAAACUCCGGUUACAAUCCAAAAAAUCUCCCCAAAUUACCCCAAAGGUGUUCAAUCAGACAGACGAGUAGAAGAGUAGAGGAAAGAAGAGAAAAGCACUGUGCCCCAAUAUUUGGCUUAAAUGUUCAAAACCAAACAAGAAAAAUACAGUAAAGUCAACACAAUCUGCUCCGAUAUUGAUAAAUGUCUUGAAUUGCCUUGGAAUAUUAUUAUAAUAUUAUAUUACAAAUAUAUAACAGUAUAGAUUGACAAAAAAAUCAGACACUUAGUAAAUGUUUUCCUUUCAUUCCUUUAGUACAAUAGCUCACAAAAGAGCUGUGAAAUGUCCAUUAUAUGUGAUAUUGUCUGGUACGCAUGGCUUUAUAUAUUCUGUAUUUCACACUGUAUUUACAGCAGCCGUGUGUUUUUCUCGCUCACACAGGUCCAUUCAGUAAGGGAAGCUAUUAUAAGUCACCACAAUAAAGGGCUGUGAUUGGUUCAGGCCCUUUUUUUUAUUGUUUUCCUGAUGUGCUCCCAAACCUUGGGAUUGAAAUGGCUGACACUUCCUACAGAAAAAUAAAGGAUAUAAAGACGCAUUAAAACACACACACACACACAAGCACAACAAACACCCACACACACACUUACUCACACUCACACACACUCACUGUAAUCCUCCACAGGGGAGAUACAAAAGAGGAACCUGGGCAAUAAAAGGGAAAGAGGAGAGACACUGAAGCGAGAACAAACAGAUGUCAGUUUGACUGACUAAUAGAUGGAAACAACAGACACAUUUUGUUUCAAAAAGGCGACAAAGAGGAGAAGAAGAAGAAGAAGAGAAGAAGAGAGAGAUGCCUGACUGUGAGACAGGUACUAAGACAGUGUCAGCAGGCAGGUAGACAGACAGGUCACCCGGCUGCAAAUACAAAAGCAGCUGAAACGUACAGAUACAGUAUAGUUUAGUUUACAGUAUAUUAGAAAAAAAGUCUAAAUAGAAGUACAGUCGACACACUGAGAAACAACAGUUUAGGAGUUAAGGCUUGAACAGGACAAAAGCAACACUGUGUUUGUGUAUCUGUUUGUGUGUUUGUGUGUGUGUGUGAAUAAGUGCCAGGAUCAAAGAGCACUAUGGCUUACUUUCACUUGAGCAGUCUGCAACCCCGACUUCUACUCAACUCUCUACUUACUUUAGGGGAUGCAAAAUGACCACCACAGAAAGGCCACUAGAGGGAGCUGUGACAUCCAGCAGACACUGUGCGUGUGUGUGUGUGUGUGUGUGUGUGUGUGUGUGUGUGUGUGUGUGUGUGUGUGUGUGCCUCCCUCCGUAUUUGUUAAACUUUAAGGUGGUUUGGUUCAUACUAGAGCCUCUUCCUCUUGAAGUAGUCGGCGUACUGCCCUCCAAGGCCUUGGGAGUGCUGCCCAAUGUAGGCGCCAUCUGAUGAUGCCACUUCCUGCACUGCCAGCUGUGGGU
This is a messenger RNA of Xyrichtys novacula (pearly razorfish), 40711 nucleotides long. NCBI's taxonomy places the organism in Eukaryota, Metazoa, Chordata, Actinopteri, Labriformes, Labridae. The record is from the annotation of a GenBank genome assembly.